AUGGGGGAUGUGCCGGUCCCCAGCAUGGCGGCUUCUCGGGCUUCUGGGCCGGUUGCUUCCGAGACUGCUGCUGCUCGGCUCCUGGCUGCCCUGUGGGUCGUGUCAGUAACCACGGGACCUUGGGGAGCUGCCGCCGGCGGUGGCGAAGAGUCACUUAAGUGCGAGGACCUCAAAGUGGGACAAUAUAUUUGUAAAGAUCCAAAAAUAAAUGAUGCUACACAAGAACCAGUUAACUGUACAAACUACACAGCUCAUGUUCCAUGUUUUCCAGCACCUAACAUAACUUGUAAGGAUUCUGGUGGCAAUGAAACACAUUUUACUGGAAACGAAAUUGGUUUUCUCAAGCCCAUAUCUUGCCGAAAUGUAAAUGGCUAUUCAUACAAGGUGGCGGUUGCACUGUCUCUUUUUCUUGGAUGGUUGGGAGCAGAUCGAUUUUACCUUGGAUACCCUGCCUUGGGUUUGUUAAAGUUUUGCACUGUAGGAUUUUGUGGAAUUGGGAGCCUAAUUGAUUUCAUUCUUAUUUCAAUGCAGAUUGUUGGACCUUCAGAUGGAAGUAGUUACAUUAUAGAUUAUUAUGGAACCAGACUUACAAGACUGAGUAUUACCAAUGAGACAUUUAGAAAAACGCAGUUAUAUCCAUGAAUAUUGUUUAAAAGAAACAGAUUUGGGCCUCCUUGAUUUUAAUAGAGAACUCUCAGUGUGUAGAUUUCCAGAUUUUCCUUUUUCCAUCUUCACAUACCACUUUACG
Eubalaena glacialis (North Atlantic right whale) is the source of this 748-nucleotide messenger RNA. It is a transcript of the gene TM2D1, whose product is annotated as TM2 domain containing 1. Lineage: Eukaryota; Metazoa; Chordata; Mammalia; Artiodactyla; Balaenidae. The coding region runs from base 1 to 642 and encodes 213 amino acids. The transcript is spliced from 7 exons. The record is from RefSeq and is a predicted model, not a curated record. Gene Ontology annotation, molecular function: G protein-coupled receptor activity; amyloid-beta binding. Gene Ontology annotation, biological process: apoptotic signaling pathway.